Molecule: messenger RNA, 967 nt
Organism: Pomacea canaliculata
Lineage: Eukaryota; Metazoa; Mollusca; Gastropoda; Architaenioglossa; Ampullariidae
Exons: 9
Coding region: 134-967 (277 amino acids)
Source: RefSeq, a predicted model, not a curated record
ACGGUCACUCCACUUCCGCCGUAGUAACGCUCAGGGCGGACAUCAGAGCAGCCUGUAGAGACAGACCUGUCCUGUCCUGGCCAACAUUCCAAGCCGAAUUGACCUCAGCCUCUGUCAAGCACUCCGUCAGGAGAUGGAGGUGGCAGAAACAUCUAAUCCAUCUUUCAGACGUGUGCUGGUCUUCUGCUUCUUGCUGGUUCUGCUGUUUCGAUGCUCCAAUCAGACUAUCGAGGAUUCGAGGUUUACGAUCAAAUGUCAGCAAGUUUACGUGAGAAACAAACUGUCAAGUCUUUCAUGUCAAGCGGAUAAGAGCCUAUUUGAGCAGAAGUGCGAAAAUGGAUCCAGCGAACUUAAUUUCAUGAUAAAACCCAGUAAAUUUAAGUUGUUACACUUUUGUAAACAAGAUGUUUUAUUAAAUCCAAGCAAAUGCUCAUCAGAGCCUGCAAAUGGACUCGUUACCUGUGAGCUAAAGGAUAACGAAUGGAUCUACACCUGCUAUUUUACUGCAACUGACCAGUACCUAAAUAUUACACCGUGGUGUGUGUUCACUUGCAAGAGUUCCAAAUUCGAGCAUACGGCCAUCAAAACCCAAAACUGUCCGCCUUUCAUACUUGUGAAUGAAACGUUAACAACCGCACCACCACCACCAGCAGCUAAACCACUCCCACCAAAGGAAGAAUUUCCCCUAUGGGCAGCAAUUCUCAUUGCACUUGGCAUUGCCGGUUUGAUUGCAUUGGUGGCGUUCCUAGUGUGGAGAAAACGUCGGCAGGCCCAAGGUCCCGUACAAGCUCCAGAAGGAGGAGCGGCUCAAGGAGAAGGUGAAGGAGAAGGUGAAGGAGAAGGUGAAGGAGAAAGUGAAGGAGAGGAUGAAGGAGAAGGAGAGGAAGCUGAAGGGGCAAGUGCCGAAGAGUCACAACAACCAGAAGAAGCAGCAGAAGGUGGAGGAGAAGCACCAGCGGAGGAGUAA